GGUACUGAUUCGCAGAACCACUGUAAGAUCGAUCCAAGUCGAUUUCAAGUUGAACGCGUCUAUUUCGAUAAAUGAAAAUUAACCAUUUGGAAAAUAAUCACGAGUGUGUCGCCCGAUUCGUCGACGUAACUGCAUCGCACGUAGGGAAGAAGAAAACACGGGAAAGAAGGAAGAGGAAAGGGGGAAGAGAAGAAGGAGAAAAGGAGAAAAGGAGAAAAGGAGAAAAGGAGAAAAGGAGAAAGGGAGAAAGUAAAAAUGAAUCGCGACAUCGUGAAACGCAACCGAAUAAAACUCGACACGUUGUUGAUAUUGUGUUGCGUUUUAACGGUGACGCACUGCCUCGCAGAACCACCGCGUUGCGUAUGGUACGGAGAUUGUUCGGAAAAUGAUAGCGGAAAUCGUGUAACAUGCGUAUCGAACGAUUCACCUCGACAAAUUGACGACGCGGUAGUUGCGAAGCGUCUUAGCGAGAAAUGUCCACAGUACUUUGAUAAUAGCACCGAUACGCCAAAAUUAUGUUGCGACAGUGGGAAUAUUGAAACACUGCUCGGCCAAAUAAACAUGAUUGAGAGUAUAUUCGGCAGGUGUCCGACAUGUGUAAGAAAUGCAUUGCUAUUGAUAUGUGAUUUGACCUGCAGUCCUGAACAAAGUCGAUUUUUACGAGUAACUCAGACUCGAAACAAUUCGAAAGGCACAUACGUGUCAGAAAUAGAGGCAUAUGUCGCAGAGGAGUACAUGAGUGAUACUUUCGAUUCUUGUAAGAACAUCGUUCACCCGGCAAGUGGAAAUUUAGCUAUGGACUUGGCAUGCGGAGUUCACGGUGCUGGUAGAUGCACAGCAGAGAAGUGGUACGAAUAUCAGGGUAAUCCGGAUGAAAACGAUUUCAUAGCUUUCCGAUUACAUUUUAUUCCUAACAACACUUUUUGGAAUAAGUCAGCGAAAAAAUGCAGCGAAAGAUACAAUAGUUUAUCAGCGUGCAGCUGUACCGACUGUCCGUCGGGUUGCAAUUACGAAAUAAACCUCGAACCUUCAGAUUUUCUAAUUUUCGGGCACGACGGUUACGGAGUGAUAGCAGCAAUCUUCAGUGUCGUGUUCGUUUCGGCAGCUGUAAUCGCUUAUAAACUUUUCAGAAGAUUUCAACGAUCAGAUGGUACGUUUGAGAUCGAGGAGACAGACUCGGAGAUCACCGAUAAAUCGGGAGGGAUAUGUCGCGGAAAUUUUCAGAAGGUCUUUCGAAAGCUGUUUGCUGUUUCCGGCGAAUUGUUCGCAAAGUACCCGAUGAUUACGCUUUUCGCUUGUUCGUACGUAAUAUUGGGGCUGAGCUACGGAAUUACGCAACUGAACAUCAUCAGCGAUCCCAUAGAAAUUUGGGCUGCAGAUACCAGUAGAUCGAGAAUCGAGAAGGAUUAUUUCGAUUCUCGGUUCCAACCGUUCUAUAGAACGGAGCAAGUUUACAUCAAGUCGAAAGGACUCGGCAAGGUGCUGCACAACACAUCGAACGAUGUCCUCGAAUUCGGUCCCGUCUUCAACCGGACAUUUUUGCUCACUGUAUACGAUCUACAGAAGAAAAUACUCGACCUUGGUCAAGAUGAAGGGGAAGGUUUGGAACGAAUUUGUUACGCACCGAUACAAAAUGAUUUCACCGGGCCCACUACUUUAAAUCACUGCACGGUACAAAGCGUUUGGGGAUAUUUUCAAAACAGCCUCGAGAAAUUUAAUGGAACGUACGAACGAAAUUAUUUGGACCAUUUGUACCAGUGUGCACAAAACGCGUUCGAUCCCGGGUGUACGGCGCCGUACAAAGGACCGGUACUGCCAGCCAUAGCUUACGGGGGAUUUCUACGCGAGAACGAAUUCAACUACAAUGCGACAGAUUAUAUCAACGCGACAGGACUAAUUCUAUCGUUUCUGGUGAAAAAUUCGCUAAACGAGUCUGUACUGGAAGAGACGCGCAAAUGGGAGCAGAGGUUCAUAGAUUUUAUGAGAGAAUGGGAUGCUACGGACCGACCAGACUUUAUGGAGGUGGCAUACACAACCGAGAAAUCGAUUCAAGAUGAAUUAGAACGGUCGUCGAAAGCAGAGGUUUUGACGGCAGUGUACAGUUACACGCUCAUGUUCGUUUACGUAGCGUUUGCCUUGGGGAGAAUAAAAUGUUCUUUCAAGAAUUAUCUUAUAAAUAGUAAAAUAAUGCUCAGUAUCGGCGGAAUCGUAAUAGUAAUGGCGUCCGUAGCUUGUUCUCUUGGUUUGUUCGGUUAUAUCGGAGUACCAACGGCGUUGCUCACGAUAGAGGUGAUUCCAUUCUUGGUGUUGGCCGUAGGUGUGGACAAUAUUUUUAUUUUGGUUCACACGCACGAAAGGAUGCCGAAGCGCGCCGAGGAAUCUAUACCGCAACACAUAGGGAAAGUUUUGGCUGAAGUGGGUCCGUCAAUGUUACUUACCAGUACAUCCGAGUGCUUCUGCUUUUUAAUCGGGACACUCUCCUCUAUGCCAGCCGUGAAUACUUUUGCACUUUACGCGUCGGUGUCUAUUCUGAUCAAUUUUCUGUUGCAAAUGACGGCGUUCGUCAGUCUUCUAUCGUUGGAUGCUCACAGAUCUCAGAACAACUACUUGGACGUACUUUGUUGUAUAAAGACGAAAGGAGAGAGAAACUGCAAAGUCGAUGAAAACUUCAGCCUGAUUCAAACGAUCUUUAAACGAGUUUAUUCGCCUUUCAUCAUGAAAACGCCGAUUCGAAUAAUCGUGUUAAUCGUAUUCUUCGGCAUGUUGUUAACCCAUGCUAUAGUAUUGCCGCAAAUCAGUAUCGGUUUGGAACAAAAGCUUUCGAUGCCCGCAGAUUCGUACGUUUUAAAGUACUUUCAGUACAUGGACGAUCUUUUGUCAAUGGGACCACCGGUUUACUUUGUACUCACUCCUGGACUGAAUUACAGUAACACGAGUGUUCAGAAUAUCAUUUGUGGAGGUCAAGGAUGCACUGAUGAUUCUUUGUAUGCGCAGAUAUACUCGGCAGCUAAACGACCUGCAGAGUCUCAUUUAUCCAAAGCAGCCUCAUCCUGGAUAGACGAUUACAUCGACUGGUCGGUUAAUGCAGGAUGUUGCAAGUACUUUCCGAAUAAUCAGUCCUUUUGUCCACACGACGACAGCAAGUGUUUGCCUUGCCCAAUCGAAAAAGAUAAUGCUCGACCGCUGGCGAGCAGUUUUCGAAAAUAUAUACCUUAUUUCCUACAAGACAUACCGGACGCCAUGUGCUCAAAAUCUGGCCGACCUUCCUAUCUCGACGGAAUGAACUAUUAUCUUGACGAGCACGGAUUAACAAAUGUCGGCGAUAGUUACUUCAUGGGUUAUCACACACCGUUAAAGAAGUCCUCGGAUUGGUACGAAGCCCUGAAAUCUGCUAGAUUAAUAGCUAAACAAAUCACAACAAUGAUAAAUAACAAAGGUCUUGCGCAGCAGGAGAUAACUGUCUUUCCAUACAGUGUAUUCUACGUUUAUUACGAACAGUACCUUACUAUUUGGAAAGAAGCUAUAUCAUCGUUGGGCUUCUCGCUCUGUGUGAUAUUUUUGGUCACGGCGCUUUUGACAGGAUUCUCUUUGUUUUCUGCAGUAAUGGUGGUAUUGACCGUACUCAUGAUUAUCGUAAAUAUAGCUGGCCUGAUGUAUUGGUGGCAUAUCGAAUUGAAUGCAGUAUCUCUGGUUAACUUGAUAAUGGCUGUCGGUAUUUCCGUUGAAUUCUGCAGUCACAUUAUUCACUCCUAUUUGAAUUCGACGGCAACGACAAGCGUCGAUCGAGCUACAGAAACGCUUAACGAGAUCGGAAGUUCUGUCUUCUCUGGCAUUACUUUGACCAAGAUUAUCGGAAUCGUUGUAUUGGCAUUUUCCAAGACACAAAUUAUUCAAGUGUUUUAUUUUCGAAUGUACUUGGGAAUAGUAUUAUUCGGUGCUGCGCAUGGCCUCAUAUUUUUACCCGUAUUACUAAGCCUCGUAGGACCCUCAAGAUCUUCCGGACACGUACGUAACCAACGAAAAAUCCAACCUUAUCAUUAACAUAAGCAUUAACCUUACCAUUGCCAUUACCAUUAUCAUUACCACUGCCAUUACCAUCACCAUUACCAUUAUUAAUUGUAUUCUGACAUAGAGCAUAAAAAUAUGGAUUUGUGUUAAUAAUCAUAUAAUGUUCUCAGACCAGUCCGUUUUCUAUUUAAAAUAAAUAUUAAAUUUAAACUUGGAAAAAUGUACAUGCAAAUACUAAAAUAAAAUAAAAUAA
This is a messenger RNA of Nomia melanderi (Alkali bee), 4261 nucleotides long. RefSeq names its product NPC intracellular cholesterol transporter 1 homolog 1b. Gene Ontology annotation, cellular component: plasma membrane. The record is from RefSeq and is a predicted model, not a curated record. NCBI's taxonomy places the organism in Eukaryota, Metazoa, Arthropoda, Insecta, Hymenoptera, Halictidae. Gene Ontology annotation, biological process: sterol transport; cholesterol homeostasis; intestinal cholesterol absorption. Gene Ontology annotation, molecular function: cholesterol binding; lipid carrier activity.